Wasmannia auropunctata (little fire ant) is the source of this 14146-nucleotide messenger RNA. RefSeq lists its product as uncharacterized. The transcript has 47 exons. Bases 347 to 14131 code for a protein of 4594 amino acids. Gene Ontology annotation, molecular function: protein binding. The record is from RefSeq and is a predicted model, not a curated record. NCBI's taxonomy places the organism in Eukaryota, Metazoa, Arthropoda, Insecta, Hymenoptera, Formicidae.
AGCUGCAGCUUCGUGCUGCAUUUAUCGUGCAUUGUACUCGUGCACAUUUUAUAUAAAUACACGUGUAUUCGUCUACAUAUAUGUGAAAAUUUUUCUUCUGUCACUAACGCGGAACACGUGCGACAGACUCGAAUCAACGAGGUACGACAAUUUGCUUAUCGCUCACGUGGCUAUACAGGUAUAACGUCUGAAGUUGAAACAGCUGCUCGCUGAUACACAUUUCCGCGAUGCAUUCCAAGUAUAUAUUAUACUGUGUGCUACGCCUGUAUAAUAUUUCUUUAUAAUACUUUUGUGUUUUCGAAAUUUCCGAUACGAUUCAGCGUUUGUUAAUUAAACUGCUAUAAAGAUGCCUUUAAAAAACUUGAAAGCAGCAGAUAUUCUGAAGGAUUUAGAAUCAAAGCUCGUAUAUGUCCCAGGCGGUCGUGAUCACUACGGACGACCUUUAAUAAUAAUUAAUGUACCACCGGAAUUUGAUUCAACAAUAAAGUCAAAAUUAGAGUCUCUCAUUUUAUAUUUUAUAUCAAUUUUCAGUGAGGAAACAAAGGAAAACGGAUUGGUCCUAAUUGUAGACGCGCGACACAGUGCAUGGCGCAUAACUAGAUCUUGUAUUAGACUUUCUACGAAUCUUAUAGGAUCUAAAAUCAUUUCUGUGAUCGUGAUACGGCCUGAUGGUUUUUGGGAUAAACGUGUCGAUAGUUGUACCAAGUCGCACAAAGAAGGCGAAGCAAUAUACGUUACUCUAACAAGGCUGCAUGUUUACAUCGAUUUUUCGCAAUUACCGUACGAAUUAGCAGGUAACAAGGCAUACAAUCACAUCGAAUGGAUUAAGAAACGUAUGAAAAUGGAAGAUUAUUCGAGAGAUGCGUUAGAUCUUGUAUCAAAGAUGACAAAUUUACAUCAAAGAUUAAAUACUCUUGAUGGUAUUCGAAUGAUGCAAUCCGAUGAUAUAGAAUCUCAUUGGGAGAUGAGCACAGAAUUGUUAUCAACGGCACGUUAUAUACUUCAAUCAGGUAGGAAUCUAGUGAGUUCUAUGAGUAGGGAAUCCUCUAAGGAUAUUUUGGAUACCAUUAAAGGAAUUCAUAAGUUACUCGACUCUAUCGAACUAAAGCAGAUGGACAUUGAAAAUUCGUGGACAGAGAUGGAACGUAAUUUGGAUACUGCCAGAGUAAUCGAAGAUCUUGAGCAAGGUGUGUCGAGCGUUACUGACUGGAUCUUAGGUCCAGCUGACACAAUGCUAAACUCCUGCUGUCAGGUUGGCUUCGAUGUUUUUUCGUCCGAGGAAUUCCGAAGGCAGCACGAAAAAAUUGAGCUUCAAUGUCGGGAGACCUAUGGGCGAUACGCAGAGCUGCUUCAUAAAAUCGAUGGUCUACCUAAAAAUAGACUACCAGAAGAUUUAAAAUCUCAAAGAGAUUUCAUGGAUUUUGUUUGUCGUAGUUUCGCUUCGCGGCUUGAAAGACGUAGAAAUGUAUUAAUCACUUCGCAAAGAUUCUUUAGACUUGUUUCUGAGUACUUCGAUAGGACGAGUGAAGUAUUCGAGCAGUUGGUCAUGGGCAAUAGAAAUUACAACUUUUCUCAAGCGAGCAUUAAGCUCUUAACUUUGGAAAAAAGUCAAACAAUUUUAGAUAGUUUAGAACGCGAGCUUGUAAAAGAAGGUGAAAAAUUGUCAGACAUUCUCUCUAUGCCCGUGAAGGAUGCACUUGGUCGAGAAGUUCAUGUUAAUUACGACGAAGAUAUUGUCAAUGUAAAAGAUAUACUGGAUGCAACAAAUGCCAGAAAGAAUAUAUUUAAUGACAGCGUGGAAUUACAGAAGCUGUCACUGAAACAGAUAAUUUUGAUAUAUACGUAUGAGAACGAUGCCGAACAAGCUGUUAAAUGGUUAAAUGAUUUAUUCAAUGUUUUACUUCAAAAUCACAUGGAAGUUGGAUGUAACGUAAAGGAAAUACAAUCGCAAAAAGAGGAGCAUCAAUCUUUCCAGGAAACAGCAAAAGGGACUUACGAGUAUGGUGGCCAAUUGGUGAAUGGGGCACGUGUACUGAGAUUAUCUUGCAGAAUAUCUCUAGAGGGUAAUGCUAAUCUCUUUUCGAAAUUACGACAGGCUUGGCGACAGUUCCGUUCUGUUAGUCAGGAACAAUUAACCAGACUACGAGUAUGUGCUGUUUUUCACAGGAACGUCGAAGAUCAUUGUACCGGAUUACAAAAUUUGACGGAAACAGUGACGGCUCUGUAUUAUUCUGCAAAAGAUGAAGAUGUAACGGUAAAAGCACGCGUCAAAAAAAGUAUAAGAGAUAUCCUUGAUAAUCGAGAGAAACUUUUAUUAGAAGUUGGUCGGAUGGUAAGGUUGGGUCGUCUCCUUAAGACGAGAUUGAAGGAACCCCUUUAUUGUCAAUCAAUGUCUGAGGAUGCUGAGGAUGCUUCGAUCCUCGGUGGUAAUUUAACAGCAGUCGAAGCUAUCUCGGUGAAAUUAGCAGAAGUUACGCGUCUCGCGGAAAAAUUGGAUGCGAGACUGUGUGAAGCUGGAGCUAAAACUCGACCGAUGUCUAUUCCUACUGUUGUGACGUCCUCUGCUUCGUCCUUGCUCUCGAUAACUCCUAUGUCGCCGUCAAAUACGUCCAUCUAUACAGCUUCUAACACGACUGCAUUGACGUCAAGUGUUACAGCUUCAGCCGUGUCUGUAAUUGCUCAAAUGCAUCCUGCAAUAACUUCGGAAACGGUGGCUACAAGAAUCAAAUCUGACGUAAUUAAAUCCAUUACUUCUACGGCGGAAAAAUUAGACGACAGUUUACUUCAUAUCCGUCCGUAUUUCGUAGAGGAUGUCGAAACAUCGAAUAAAGACUUUAACUCUAAGGAACUUAUCGAAAAUUCUCGUAGCGAAAGUGCAGCAGAAGAAUAUAAUGUCCAGGAGGGUUAUACAACAGCGACUGAAUGUUCAACAACUCCACCUCCACGUUCGAGGAGCGAAUCUUUCGUAACAUCGACGGAAUGCGAAGAUCUUUCUAUCAUUGCACCCGUGGUGACAUAUUCUGGUUCCACUUGGGGGGCCACGGAAAAGUCUAAACUAAUAACUACAAUUGCACCGCUUACUUCUACCCCGACCAAUGAAAACCAAAAAUUUGCUGAAGCAAUAUCAAAUAUUUCCACUAUCAACGUCAAACCAACGACACGAAUGGAAUCUAUGGAUAAAAUAACUAAUGAAAAAUCAAACAGAAUUGUAAAAGAAGUUACCGAGACAACCGUUUUGCGCGUUUUACACGAUAUUCGAUUAGGUGUAGCCUCUUAUAAAGUGAUAUCAGAUACCAUGCAAGAUCAUCGGCAACAUAUCGACGUGAAAGGUAUCAAAAAUGUGGAAUGUGUGCCAGAAGCAGAAUCGUACGAAAAAAUGGAUGAUAUUCAUCACCAUCUUGAUUUAUCUCCGUUUAAUGAAUCUAAAAAUUAUAUUAGCAAAAGUUUGAAAAAGAUGCAAUCGGAUCAAAAUAUUGCAACAAAACUCACGAAAAUCCGAGAAUAUAUGUUGAAUGAAGGUACAUGCUCCAAUUUGAGAGAAUACGAGGAUGUAUCGUUGUCUCCGCAAGAUCUUUUACAACAUCACGAGGAUAGUGGAAUUGAAAUGUCAUCGAUAAAAAAGGAUGAUAAUUUGGAAGGCGAAGAUUUUCUUGAAAGAGCAAGAAAGAGCGGCGAAUGGCUUAAGUUGAAAAUACUCGAGCUACAACCAGAAUUAACGAAACUUGGUGCUUCUGUAAAAGAGGCCACCGAACUCUCGAAUGCACACGAUCAAGUGUUACAUCGACUACAGAAUAAACAAAGCCCGGUAGAAGAAUUAUUGCGACAAGCUGAUCAAUUAAUCGCGACCCAGAGACCAAGAGCAGAAGUAUACACUGCCAUGGCAGAGACAUUAGGUCAGGCAUGGCGCGAUGUAAAUCAGCUUUUAGAACGUCGUAAGGAAAUACUCGACCGAAACGUAUUAUUUCAAUGUCGCGCGACAGAAUGUAGAGAACGCAUGGAGGCGUUAGAAAUGGCAUGUAACGACACGUUACUACCGAUCGAGAUAGAGGCAGUAAAAAGUUUUCUAUCCAAGAUUCAGGAUCUUCGCAAAGAUAUGUUGGAAGCAUUGAUGGGUGCAUUGCGUGAGGGUAAGACAUUGCUGGAUGAACUGAAGGAUUUGGUAAACGAAGGCACUUUAGAUUCUAGGCUGGAUACGAUUAAAGACGAAGCUAAUCAUGCUGUGUUGCGAGUUGAAAAAUGGCUGGAAGAACUUCACGAUAGAAGACGGCUGAUUGAGACAUCUUUUCGUAGCAGAAAAAUUCAAUUGGAGCAAUGUCUUGCUCUCGCGCUGCUCGCGACUGAUCUUCGUAAUCUCGAAGAAAUUCUCAAUAACAGAAUCGCUGUAUUAGAGAGCAGUUGCGAUCAAUUGGGAGAUUCUGUAUCUAGUGCAGAACUGCUCCUUUUUGAAUUAAAAAAAUUGCAAGUUGAAGCAAAGGAGUUUCAAGAUAAGGCCAUUAAAAUAACUAAAUCGACCGAACGAUUAGUGUCAUCGGGACACUUUGCAGGCGAACAAGCGACCGAACAGGCGUAUAUGAUUCUUAGUACUGCAGCCGAUUAUAUUAACGAUUUAGAUCAUUACAAUACAUUGUUCAAUAGAGCAAAGGCUUUUUUCGAUUUUGCACAAUCGGCUAUCACAAAAUUGGACCAGCUGGAAAUCCAGUUAAUGACAACGGAGUAUCCUUCCCAUUCUGCACGACUUGUACGUUUUCAUGCACAGACAGCGGCUACGAUAGAAGAUGUAAUUUCAAAGCCGUUAUCGGAAGGAUAUGCGCUGCUAGACAUCACGGGAAGAAAAGCGCCUGGUGCCGAGGGUGUAAGAAGUACUGUAGAAAAAUUGGAGAAUCGCAAACUUUCUUUGAUGGAACGAUGUACGGCUCAUAAAGAAGAAAAUUUGGAGGUUUCGAGUAUACUUGCUACAUUUUUAGAGAAGCACGAUGCAUUACAAGCUUGGCUAACUGAUAUCGUUAAGAUCUUUCUUCAAAAACAUCAAGAUAUGGGCAACGAUCUGACAAUGGCAUGCGAUUUUCAUCAAAUUCAUUAUCAAUUGCUAGCCGAAUUGGAAAAUAAAAGUGAGGAAGUAAAUCAUUUAGAAUUGGAAAUUCUUCCAAUCAUAGAACGCCUGGACGAAGUGCAGAAAUACGAAUUACGAUUAAAAAUAAAAAAUCUUGAAAACGAAUGGGCAAAAACAAAGAUUAUAAUGAUAAAAAGAAUCGAAUUGGGUACCAUUUAUAUACAGUUUCAUGAGAUUGUGGUAGAAUUAAAUAAUGAAAUGAAUUCUAUCGAUAAUGAAUUGAAAAAGUACGAAGAUAUAUUAGAUGAAGCUAGUUUCAAUAAACUAGAAGCAAGAUGGAAGUCUUUUGAGCUUCUUUACAAAAAACUUGAUAAACAUGCAAAGGCAUUUCUUAAUGAAACAAACAACAUGACUGAUGACCAUUAUCUCAAUAUAUCGCAAGCUUGUUUGUGCGUUCAGACUCUUUUAGAAAAAUUUGCUAAUCGGCAAUUGGUUUUAACGGAAUCGUGGAAAAAAUGGCAGACUACUAUUCAAAUAAUAAGACAAAGGCGAAUGGAAUAUGAGCAAAGAGUAGAAGAAAGUACAAAGACAUUAGCAUGGAUUACAAAAUUUGAGAUGACGCUGUAUCCAGUGAUAACAACACGAUCUUCUGAAAUAGUCGAUAUUUUAGAUAAUUUGGAAGAUGUAAGGAAACAAAAUUUAUUCGAGUUGAACAAAGCUCUUCAGGAAUUGAAUAUUCAAAUCAAAAGCAUUCAAGUAUUUGUCGAACGAGGUGAAGUAAAACCAGAUGAGCAAGUUUUAGGAAGAUUCGUGCAAAUGUAUGAAAAAGUGAACACUAUCAUCAAAGAUUACGAAAUAUUAUUGGAAUCUUUAAUUUUUAUCUUUAGGAAUCUUGAAGAGAUCGAGCGUAAAAUUGAUGAAGCAAAGCAAGAAGUUGAACGUGUGUUAAGUUCUACAAAGCUGAUUGAUGUAGACGGUUCAUUAAACAAACUUAACAUAUUAAAAACAUCUAUUACGGAAUUUUUACUACAAAUACGCACAAAAUCUGAAGAAAUAAUUGACAAUAUUAGACUACAAAAACCGUUAGAAUCAGCAACACAAGAUGUUGAAAAACUAAAACGCACAAUAGAUUCUGUGAACGUUAAAUUCGAAUUGUUUCAAACCGAAACAUCAAUCCAUCUCGAAAAACAUCGAUGUCUCUGUAUUUUUAAAGAGGAUAUUGAAAAGAUUAAUUUUGAUCUACGUGAAUUAAACGAACAGCUAAAAAAUAUGGAUGGAAGAAUUGGUGACAAUCUAUCGGUAUCAAAAGCGACGUUGGUUGCUUUCGAACAGUUUGAACAAACGAUAACGAUUUUGGAAGAAAGAAUUGAGACUUUUGUAAAAAAAACAGAAGAAACAAUUGUUCCAUUAACUCCACAAGUAACGGAUGAAAUUUUAUCUUUGCGAGACAGAUGGGAUCAUCUAAGGAAACAUGUUAGGGAUACCAAGAAGAGAAUGAAUUUAAGUAUUGAAUAUUUCAUGCUUUUAGAAGAAGCCAAGCAGUGGUUUAGGGAAGGUAGCAAACUUUUGGUGAUUGUUGCACGUAAAGCAACAGCCAUAAAAAUGCCUGAAGAGGCCGUCGAUUUACUGCGAGAAAUUGAUGCUUAUAUAAAGCCAGGUGAAGAGAAGCAGGAAAAAAGAAUUGAGAAGCUGAAACAAUUAUCGACAAUAAUUUUCGGUACAGACAGACUUCCGCAAUUCAACGAAGUGGUAGUAGAGAAUCGGCAAAUGCUAGAUUCCUUCGUAGUUAUUUCUUCCGAGUUGCAUACCCUGAGUCAAAAUUUACAGAAUGCCAAAGAUGUCCGAGAAAAGUUACGAAUCGAGAAGUUAGAAGCUGAUAAAAAGCUACAAGCUGCUAAAAUAGAAAUAGCCGCGGCGGAAGCUGCAAAAAUGGAAGCGGAAAAUGCAAAAAAACUUGCGGAACAGCUUACCGCCGAGACUUUAGACAAAGCUGCGAUAGAGGCAAAAAAAUUAAAAGAGGAAGAAGCACGAAAAAUUGUUGCUCCCAUUUCUCACUCCGUCUCCGCUCAAACUGAUGAGACUAUAAUUGAAGAAACAAUUACUUCCGCCAUGACAACGAAAGAAAUUCAUAUUCUUCAAAAAAUGGAAAUCGAGAAAAAUACUCCAGUUUUUCGAAAGGAAACUAGUCCACCAAGAAAGCUUGUAUCUGAAGAGAUAUCCGACGAAUUGCAUGAAUAUACCAAAGAAGCAAAAAUAAACAAAAUUGUUUCAUUAGCUCCAGAAUUUACGGUUCCUUUGAAUGAUGUGACGGUUCAAGAAGGUCAAAAAUUCACUUUUCAAUGUCAUCUAAUUGGUCAGCCGGUACCAGAAAUAAUAUGGUACAAAGAUGGAAUAUCGAUUUUGAAUAAUCCAGAUUAUUUAACAACUUAUAUAAACGGCGUUUGUACUUUAAAAAUAGAAGAAACAUUCGCUGAAGAUUCUGGCAAAUACACUUGCCGUGCAUUUAAUAUUCAUGGCUCUGUCGAAACAUCGGCCAUUCUCACUGUCAAAGAAAUGAUCACGAAAGAACAGCCAAAUGCUCCCGUUUUCAUGAAAGAAUUGCAGCCCUCCUUUGCGAGGGAAGGAUGUUCUCAUAAUUUAGAGUGCACUGUUAAAGGAAAUCCUCUUCCAACAGUACAAUGGUACAAAAAUGAUAGUAACAUUGAUAAUUCUCCGGACUAUAUUAUCACGUUUAAUAAUGGAGAAGCUGUUCUGAAAUUCGAUGAAGUUUUCUUGGAAGACAAGGCUUUAUAUACAUGUAAAGCAACAAACCAAUGGGGACAGUCAUCUACUACUGCUUUUCUAGACGUGAAACCCGCACAAAUUUCCGUAAAGAAGCCAUAUUUCGUGGUACCGUUAUCAAAUGCUAUGGCCAGGGCAGGGCAAAGAGUAAAACUAGAAUGCGAAGCUAACGGAGAUCCAGUUCCUGAAUUAAUCUGGACUCACGAUGGAAAAUUAAUUGAAGAAAGCAAAUAUUAUAAAAUUCAAACGGACGGUGCUCGAACGAGCUUAAUCAUUACGAAAGCUUUUCCGAAGGACGCCGGUUCUUACAUGGUGACUGCCAGUAAUGAAAUUGGAAAAGCCACCGUAUCUUGUACCGUUUCCGUGAAAGGACGUUUGCUUCAUGAGACCAGCGAAUCCGAUUUUGUUUGUAGCGACAUUUCGAAACCAAUAGUCCCGAAAUUUCAGUUAUCUUUGCAGGAUCUUAAAAUUCAAGAAGGACAAUCAGCGAGAUUAGAUUGCGUGAUUGUAGGUCAACCUGAACCGGAGGUAAUUUGGUACCACGAUGGACAGCCCGUAAAAGAAUCAUCAGACUUUCAAUUACUCUUCCAAGGUGAUCGGUGUUCAUUAAUUAUACAUGAAGCUUUUUUGGAUGAUGCCGGUGUAUAUAAAGUAGUUGCUAUCAAUUCUGGUGGCGAAGCUUCUAGCCAGUGUACAUUAACAAUUACGCCGGCAUCUCACGUUUCGAAUGUAAUCGAUCAAGUAAAGGAAAAGGAAGAAAUUUUGGCCAGUGAUUCCGUUCCAAAGUUCGUCAAACUUCCAACGGACUUGCUGGUGGCUGAAAGCGAAGAUGCAAUUUUCGAAUGUAUCGUAAUUGGCGAACCUAAACCUGAUUUAAAAUGGUACUCAGACGACGGUGAAAUGAUUCAUAACGGAAGAAUUUUGGUUGGAGAAAGGAAAGAUGGAACAGCUUUUUUGAAAAUAUCAUCAACGAUACCGGAAGAUAAGGGCAAUUAUGUGGCGAAAGCAAAAAACAUACACGGCGAGGCAAAAGCUUUCGCUAGAUUAGUUGUAAAAUCGCUUGGUGAUUUUAAAAGGAAUGAAGAAUUUAUUCAGAUGGAAGAAAAGCUGAUUCAACCAAUAUUCAAAGAAACCUUUCAGGAUAGAAAAAUACUCGAAGGAGUUUCAACAAAAUUCGAAUGCAUCAUCACUGGUAAACCUUCUCCUAAGGUUCAGUGGUUGUUUAAUGAGCGGCCGGUUCAUGGGAAAGAUUUUUUAGUUUCUGUUAGUGGGGAUCGACAAGUUUUGACAAUUCCUGAGGUCGGAGAUGCACAUGCUGGUACUAUUUCUUGUGUAGCAGAGAACGCGGCUGGUAAAGCGAUUUGUAGUGCUAAAAUCGAAAUUGAUAAUGGAUUAGUGAAGCCGGCUGCAAGUGAAGUAAAAAAAGUGUUUGAGUUAGUUCCACAUUUUCCUGCAGGCAUUAUGCAUCCUGCAAACAGUAGCGAUAAACACUUUUUAAGUGAGAAAACAUGUCACGAAGAUGGUGGUGAGAGUCAAGUGCUGACCAAAAUGUCGUCAACUGUAACACAUUCUUCAACAAAGUCCAUGAAAAAAGAAUUCUUAUCGUCUACUAUGACUUCCACUUUAUCACAAUCUGGAUACGAACCUACCAGCGUUUGCACGAAAACAACUGUGCAAAGUUCUGAACAGUCCACUUCAGAAAACGGAGCACCACCUGUCGUACAGUCUCACAAGAUUGAGGAGUAUGAAAAAAUCGUACAAGAGCAACCUGGCGAGAUGAGACAAGAGAAAACCGUUCUCGUGUCUGAAGAAACAGAAGGUGUGAAACACGAUGUUAAGACAGAUCAAAUUAAAAAACCAUCUAGGAAACUAAUAGCACCAAGAUUUAUUUCACCGAUUACAGGAAUGAUUGUCGAUCAAGGAACUGAUGUAGUUCUCGAAGGUAUCAUUGAUGGUUUUCCACAACCAACAAUUCUGUGGUCAAAAAACGGUCAAGACUUGAAGGAUAACAUAAAAACUAGUUAUGUUCAUAAUCACGUAAAAUUGGAACUAAAGAAUGUCAAUGUGAAAGAUGCUGGACGUUAUACCUGUACAGUGAGCAAUGAUGUUGGAAGAGCUAGUAGCACAGCUGACUUGGUCGUUAAAAAAACAAUAUUUCCUCCCGUUUUCGGCAAACGUUUGAAAGCUCAAGUAGCAAGGAAAGGAGAUCGUGUUAUUAUGGAAGUAGAAAUUACUGGUAUUCCUGAACCAAUAGUUAGUUGGUCUAAAAAUGAUGUGCCGAUUAAUGAACAAUCACAAAAAUUAAAAAUUAUCCAACAAGGAAAUUGCUACACGUUGUUAAUAGAUAAAGUGAAAGAAGAAGAUGCCGGCAAAUACAUGGUACGAGCAACAAACGCCGGUGGCGAAGCGCAGAGUAUCGCUGAUGUCGCGGUUUUCGAACCAAAACCUGAUACUAUGGUCGAAAUGCAUAAAACUGUCAUUUAUGAAAAUAUUCAGGAUAAAAGUGUCGUUCAGUCUGAAGAAAAAAAAGAGGAUGUAUCAUCAGGCAUUUUAACGAGCAAACAAAUACCAACGACAACGAUCGAGUUAGUCGAAUUGUCCAAGCCUAUUACGACAUCAACUACACUUGACACCGUGCAAAAGACCGACGGACCAGAAAUAAAAACUAGUAAAUCGGAAACGAUUUCGUCUAUAAUCGAAUCCCAUGAAACCGAAACAAAGUCAGAACAGAAGUUUCAUAUGAAACUAGAGCAUAAAACUCCAUCCAUUGUGGAAUCCAAACCACAAACCGAGCAAACGAUGAAGAAAGUCGACCGUGACAAAGAAAAUGUUACGAAGCCGUUAAUAAAAACGGAGGAAAUAUUAACAAUCGACAAUGAAAACGUAGAGACUUCUACGAUUGCAAAAAAAGAUGCACUGAGUUUUUUCGAGUCCAUUACGAAAGAAAGUGAGAUACAACCAAAAGGGCCAAAGGAAAUGAUUAAGUUGACAGAAGAUGGACAAGUUCAAGAAGCUAAAGUUGGAGAAUUGACAAAGAAUUAUGAGCAAGUAACUAUUUUUCAAGAAGCAAAGAAACCGGAAGCAAGACCGUCAGAGUUUCAAACAACAAAAAAGGCCGCUCAGAAUGUUUUUACUAAAUUAGAACAGGGAUCGCUGCCUCGCGGAGUGGAAAAUAAACUAUUUGAAUUUCCGUACGAGAGUCCUAAGUUGUCCCCAAUGGAGGUAAAAAAAACUGUAGAAGAAAGAAUAUCUUUCGAUUCGUCUAUUUCGCAAAUUCAGACGAAGAAUUCUGAAACGAAAAGUUUUGAUCUUGUGCCGGAACCACCUCCCGAAAUAUGCUAUAUGCCAAAACCGGAAGAGAAAAAAAAGCGACCUGAUGUAUUUGUCAAGGCAAAACAGCUUCAAGAAUCUUUCGAUAAGACACUAUCUCCGAUAGAUGCUCCAGUCGGAGGUGUAAAGAUCUUUCCUUCGUCUACUCAAAAAGUAUCAGAACCUAUCAAAGCUGCUGAACCUAUUCUCGCGUUUACGAUACCACCGCCAUUUGAACUCGAGAAAAAAGAAACAUUUCAAGAGUCAGGCAUACGAAAGAAAGAUGCGUUUGAGAAGAAGGAAAGCAAAUAUUUUAAAGAGGAAAAGAUGGCCGAACCAUGGAAAUACGUUUCAACAUCUAUUUUGAGAAGUACUUCUCCUAUCAGACCGUGGUCAUCAUCAUCAGAUGUGGAAACCAAAUCGCAUGUGUCAACGGAUCUAUCAGAAUACAGAUGUCAUUCGGCUGCCUCUAGUCAACAAGAGAUUUUGAGAUCUACAUCGCCAAAACCAUCUGCAAAUGCACUGGUGAUGGAAAAAUCUUGGGCGAAAAAAUGCGCAGAUUUAAAUAGAAAAUCAUGGCCACUGCAAACCAAAUCUAAUCAGAAAUACGAGUGGAAUGUUCCUGUUGAUGAAUACAAGAGCUCUUCGAGAGAAUUUCAGCAGAAAAUUGAAGAAACACCGCAAGGAGAAAUAAAGAGAAUUAGUACCGAAUCGUCUGCUAAUGUAGAAAAAUAUUCGUGGUGCAGCAAAGAAAAGUUCACAGAAAAGAUAGUGGAAGCAUCUCCGUCUACGUCGAAACUAGGUCCGAUAAUCUACAAUGCCGAGACGAUUAAAGUCGACCAUACUGUAAAUACUGCACAAGAGAAAUCUUUGUUCGAAAAAUAUAUUACUGAAAGCAACGUGGAAAAAACUAAAACGACACAGAAAUUUGAAGAUUUCAGCUCGAAACGUUGCUGGGCAGAAGACAAAGAAUUGAAGGCGCCUAGCUUGGUAAAGAAAGUCGACCCUGCAGCUACGAAACCGCUUGCAACAUCAUAUCGUCUUAUGGAGGAUGCAGGAAUAGAUUCGAUCGCUUUCAAGCCAGGAUCUCCUCCGGAAAUUGGAUAUAUUUCACCAUCUGUUGCAAAAGACGAAAUUGCAUUAAAACAUACUACGAGAGUACAAAAGAGAAUAGAAGAACCACCCGUACUUCCACCGAAGGAUGUACAUAUUACUCCGCCGCUUGUACCAGCCAAAACACCUGUCAAAUUCUCGACACCUGUAGUUCCAUCAAAAUUUAUUAAGAGUUCCUUUAGCCAUGAAAGUGAUUACGAGUCCGAUUUUGAUAGUCGUCCAAAAGCAAAAUGGAGACCUUACGAGAGCGAUAACGACGAACCACAUUAUCGAAGAGUCAAAGCUCCUAUUCCGAAACAGCCGCUAAGACCAAGGUCCACCGAACCUGAGCCACUUCCACCUUCUAAAUUUGAGACUCCUGCACAAUUUACAGGACCAUCUAAAUCACUCGUUACCACAGAAUCUUCCGAAAAAGCAGCGAGAAAAAUAACAUUUAAACGACACGAAAGAGAACAACUCAAGCAGCAACAACAGCAAAAUUCGAUUCCUUUGAAAGCCGGUUCUCCUCCAAUUUAUAUACAGCCGAGUACGAAGAGUUCCGCGCCAAAAUCUCCUGUCAAAAAACCGGAAUCUCCAAAGUUCAAAGUAAAAGUUUUUCAGCAAGAAAGCGGAUAUAUGGCGGAUACUGAUGAGCCAUUCCAGCAAAAGGCUUCAUUCAUGGCUACGCAAAAAUGUCUUGGAAAACGGGACGGUACCUCAUCAACAACGGUUCAUACUGAGAGCCGUAUAAGCACUGAGAAUAGAAUAAAGUCUUUUGAAAGUCGUAGUUACGAAAGUGACUAUUUGCAAAAAGAAGAAUCUUCCUUCGUCUCUCCAGCUAUUUGUGGUGCACAAGCGCCUUCCAAAGCUGUUCAACAACAACGUAGCUCAUUGGAAAAGAACUACGCAUCAGCAACUAGCAGCAGUCUGCGCAGAUUCGAAUCCAUGAAGGAAACGGGGCAUUCCCUAAACCAGUUACAUAGAAAAUUGACACCAGUGGAAAAAAUUUUGCCAAUCUCUCCAGGUCCUUCAAAAUUAAUGAAGGGUGACUUCCGCGAGAGCGAUUACGAGAGCGACUAUGAUAGCAAAAUAUCGUCAUAUCAGACAGUUAGCUCCACGAAAUUUGAUGUUGCCGAUUCAGGAAAAUCAAUGGAAUCAAAUUCAUCUAACAAGCAAUAUACAGUAGUCGUACCAACCAAACUAAAAACUGUUCUCCUACCUGGCUCUCCACCGGAAAUCGCGUAUGCAUCACCUCAGGAACAAUUUUACGAGGCACAUACAAGCAUGCCAUUUAUCAACGCGAUGGGCACAGAGACGAAAAAAACUAUGAGGAUGGACGAGUCGUCGGAGAAUGCUAGAAGAAUUGUUACUGUUGAGCAAACAAGCCGCGUCAUUAAGUUCGGCGACACUAAUGCUACAUCUGCUCAGAAACAGCAAAGGGUUAAUUACUAUGUGCCUAAACCGAAAAAAUUUGUGCAAGGACAAUUUCGAGAAUCUGAUUACGAGAGCGAUGUAGAUUCAAGCAGAAUUCGACCAAAAUGGGCUCCAACGGAUAGCGACACGGAGGAACCAUACUAUCGAAGAGUUCAACCUCCCACAGGAAGGAGUCCGAGAUCUUUGAGCGCACCAAUUAGACCGACAUAUAUCGCAUCGCCGAUGGAAUUUGAUACCGGUCCUCCGACGAUGUCGCAGAUCCACAGAGAAGAUACAGAUAAAAAAAUUAAUUUUCAAAAAUAUCAGGAGCAUACAACUUCCGGAAAGAUUGACAAUAUUUUACAGCCUGGUACACCGCCUGAAUACGGAUUCAUCUCGAGAAGUGACGUAAAAAGAGCAGCGGGCCGUAAGAGCAAUAACAAUGUUACAUCAUAUUUUUACAAUAUGUUUGUGAUAUAUGUGUAGAUAUAUUAUUUAUUU